AUGGCUGAUCAACUCCCACCUACACCAGCCAAACUCCUUCAGAUGGUAACUGAGUUGCAACAAGCCAACCAGUGCAUGACGGAGGAGAAUCAGCGAAUGGCAAACCCGAUUGUCGAGCUAACCAAUGCUCGGAUUGAAAACAACAACGAUGAUCGCCAAGAGCGAACCGAAGAAGCCGAGCAUCAAUCUGGUCCGACUCACGUGUCCGAAACUGCUAGGAACAAAGGAGCUCAGCUACACCACAACGAAAAAGCUUGGCCAGAAAAUGAAAACACUGUACCUGACGAUCCUGUUGGACCAUUCACAGUCGAAGUGAUGAAUUUCGAACUGUCCAGAAGGUUUACCUUACCGACGACCUUAAUUCCCUACGACGGGAUGGGCGAUCCAACAAAAUAUGUCAAGAAAUUCAGAUCCAUCAUGAUAGUAAAUGAUUCCAUUUCCCAUUUUCAGGAUCUUGCAAAGCUCUUCAAGGAGCAUUUUGUUGGCUCGGCCAUCUACCUGCAUGAUUCUGAUUACCUGAACACGAUCAAACAAGGUCAGAACGAGAGCCUUAAAGACUACCUGACUCGCUUUACAAAAGUCGCCAUGAGUAUUCCCGACCUCCACCCCGAGGUGCAUCUACACGCCCUCAAAAGUGGACUCCAUCCAGGCAAAUUUCAAGAGGCUAUUGUUGUAGCCAAACCAAAGACUUUGGCCGAAUUCCAAGAAAAGGUGAAAGGAAAAAUCGAUAUCGAAGAACUCCGACAAGCUCGAAAAGUUGACAAACCACAAUAUAAGGAAGGCGAGAAACCACGGGACAGUAAGAAAACUUUCAAACCCACUCGCCGUUAUGAGUCGUAUACUCAGUUCAAUACAAAGCACGACGACAUUAUCAAGGAGAUCUUAAAUUCCAAAUUAAUCAAGCCACUGCGAAAGGCCGGCAACUAUCCAGACUCAAAGGGUACAGACAAAUUAAAGUACUGCACUUUCCACCAGAAACAUGGACAUACCACUGAUGAGUGUGUCAUUGCCAAGGACCUGUUGGAAUGA
This is a messenger RNA of Arachis ipaensis, 1029 nucleotides long. RefSeq lists its product as uncharacterized. Lineage: Eukaryota; Viridiplantae; Streptophyta; Magnoliopsida; Fabales; Fabaceae. The record is from RefSeq and is a predicted model, not a curated record.